AUGGCAGACGUCCUCUCUGAUCCCGAAUCCAUUCAUUUCUCCGUUGGCAUUUUGGGGAUCUCAGGGGGCUCUUUAUUGCUGCUGGUCAACAGCUAUAGCAGCUCCUCUGACACGCCCUUGAUCCCUAACACCGCUCUGGGAAUAGAACUUCUCAUUAUCGCGGCCCUUUUGGUUUAUGUAGGAGUGCGUCGGAUUGUGUCCCACACGUCAAUCUGUGCCAUCUUGUGUCUGACUGUGUCCGCGCUAUGGUCCAGUUCAGGGCUGGUUCAUAUACUUGCAGGGGAAGGUAUAAUCAGUGUAGCAAAUGGGCUGAGAUAUGCUAUGGUGCCAGGGCUUGCUGCAUUUACUUUAGUAUUGCUCAUAAUUUGUAUUGUGGCUGUUCUACAGAGGGAGAAUAUCCUCUCCUUCAUCUCCCUUGCUAUAUGUUUGGCAUGUGCCCAUCAGAUUGCUGGCCUCACUAACUUAAAGUUUUGUCAGUCAGCAAAUGCUGCUUGUUACCUCUUGGUCUGCUUUGUAGCUGCAUACUUUGGAAGUGGCCGCCUGUUGUUCUGCAUUACGCAGGGGAAGAUCCAAUUACCUGGAACAGGGCUGCCGAAUAGGACUGAUUUAUUGCAUGGCCAAGAGGUUAAUGAUGUGGCAGCAGUAGGCUUGGCAAUGAACUUAUUGUCAGCCAGUGUGCUGGCUUGCCCUCUGCUGGGUGUGGUCCCUCAACUUUUCUUGGGCCAUGUUCCAUGGCUGUGGACGGCCGGUGUUUUCCAGCUGGGUGUGUGUAUUCUCUCCUACAGGGCCAUGGAUACCCUGGGUGCCACUUUCUAUGGCUUCACAGCUAUACUGAAGUUUUCUGAGGGCUACACUGCACUUGUGACAGACCUAAGAGGUCAAGAGCCUUAUGCCCCUGUUCCAUUCCCCACUGUUUUCUCAGUGCUCUUUUUUGUUCUAGCUUUGUUUACCUGCCACAGAAGUGUGAUCGAUGGCUUCUACCAGCUGUUCUUUGUAGCUUACUGUAUAGCCAUUGCAGCCCAACCGAGAGGCUUUUUUCAGGGGGGUACACAAGGCGUGCAGGCAGCUAUAUUUGUGGCAUCUGCCAUUGCACUCCUGGUAACUCUCUAUAAUAAUCGAUCUCAAAAGAAGAUACCCACGGGUGAGGGUGUAAUAAAAAAUCUUCUGAGCAAUAGCAGUAUGUUCAAGCUACGAACCCAGGACAAACACCUGUAUGCCCCAUAUUUAGGCUAUUCCAAAUAUGCUGAUGCUGAAGUCCUAGGCCAUGGCUGUAGCGUUCUGGCAGCCUUUGCCAUCACUGCUAGUGCAGCCAAUCAAGACCCCCUAGCAGUCCUGAUUUUGCCAUGGGUGGUAGCUGCAGGUGGUUUGCUACAACUGGUGUGUGGGUCUGUGGCUUUUGCCCGAGGCAAGACCCUGGAGAGCACAGCUUUUAUCCUCUAUGGUGUUAUGUGGACAGUGUGGGGCCUGACACGUUUUGGUGGCCUGUAUGGUGAUUUUCGUGGUUUCCACUUGGCAGUGGGAAUCAUUAGUUUAAUGCUUUUCAAUAUUAUAGUGACAGUAGGAGCUUUAUUCCUCAAUAAGGUUUGGUUUAUCUAUGCCCUUUCCUUCAAGCUCAUCCUCAUUAGCUUCUUGCUGGAUGCAGUGGCAGCACUGCCCUAUGGUUAUGACAUUGGUGUGACCAUCAUAUUUGGUUUGAUCAGCUUCUACUUUUUCUUGGCCAACUUAUUCAACUGCACCUUCCAUAGUCCACAACUGCCACUUGGUGAUCCUCUAAUCAAGAUGAGUGGAUUUGGUGGUGGCAGAAACCUUUGCCAUCACCUUCCUGCAAGGAAAGCGACAUCUGUGCAACAGAUUGCAGACAUCAUGAAGAAUGGAGGGAUAUGUGGAAUGCCCACUGACACCGUUUAUGUGCUUGUGGCUGCUUGCAAUCGGCCAGAGGCUGUUGAGAAAGCUUAUAAGGUGAAGAAACAGGCUCAAGAGCGCCCCAUGUCUUUAUGGAUUUCUUCCAUUAAGCAGCUGGAGCCGGUCAGACAACAGAUCAAUCCGAUGCUCUGGGACUUAAUGGAGGCAGCCUGGCCCUCAUCUAUCAGUCUGGUCAUUCCUAGAGCCCCAUGGAUGGACUUCUUUGGUUUGGGUGACUCAUCAAAAUAUAUUGGCACACCACAAAGCAUUGCAAUCCGAAAUCCAGAUUGUACCAUUGCAACACACCUGAUAAGCUUGGUGGGUCCGAUUGCUGUGACAUCUGCAAACCCAACAGGUGAAGCAGACACAACUCAUCAUAACCAGGUGUAUGCUAAACUGGGUGAUAAGGUCAAUGGGGUGUUGUGCGAUGGACCUUCACCAGAAAACAUAGCCUCCACCGUAGUAGACUGCACUAAAAUUGAGAAUGGCCAGAUCGGAUUUUUCAGGGUUGGCCUUAUUCCAAAGUCUAAGGUCCUGCAGAUCUUUGAGGAGAUUCAGAGGAGACAUCAAGACGGACAUCUGAAUCGUGGUUUUGAGACAGACAUCACAGAUCCUGUAAGUGACACCAUGGAAUCUCAAGCAAGAUCCACAGAUUCUGAAACAUACUCAAGUUUAAACCAACCAGUCCCUGCAAUGGCACUGAGCACAAUGGACCUCAGCCAAAAUAGCAAUGAGGAUGAUGCCUUGUAAAUAAUAAUAUAUACAUACACUUUGUUGGCUUUUGGGAAACUCUUGAACAGUUCUCAUGUCUUUGGGGGACAGGCAUGGCACAUAAUGACAUUAAUUAGAGCAAUUAUCAAACACAUUCAAAACAAAUGAAACAGUAUGAACAACUUGUUUGGACAACAGUAUGAAAAAUGUUAUGAAAAAUUCUUAGAAAUAAAGAUAAAGGAGUAAUAUGAAGGUUUCUGGAUUUAUUGAUUUAUUGCUUGCCUUAAUGUAGGUUCUUUUGGUCUGUUUUUAGACUGUAUAUUAUGAAUUGUUUAUUUCUGUUUUUCUAAUAAUGUUUGAUGUUGUCCAAUAAAACAAUCAUUGUCAUUCAUAGAUUGAUGUUAAUUUCAUUUGGUCUUAAACAUAUGCUCUAUAAAUUUAGAACUUGUGUCCUUGUUAAAAGCAAGCUGAUAAACAGAAAAAGCAACAGGUCAUAAAAAGAGAAUGUAAGCGCAAACUGUAUAGGAUGCAUAAACAAGAUACCUUUGUUUACAAUAUUUUGU
Electrophorus electricus (electric eel) is the source of this 3176-nucleotide messenger RNA. The record is from RefSeq and is a predicted model, not a curated record. Lineage: Eukaryota; Metazoa; Chordata; Actinopteri; Gymnotiformes; Gymnotidae.